This is a messenger RNA of Fimicolochytrium jonesii, 2077 nucleotides long. Its product is annotated as acetyl-coenzyme A transporter 1-domain-containing protein. NCBI's taxonomy places the organism in Eukaryota, Fungi, Chytridiomycota, Chytridiomycetes, Spizellomycetales, Powellomycetaceae. Gene Ontology annotation, molecular function: acetyl-CoA transmembrane transporter activity. Gene Ontology annotation, cellular component: membrane. The coding region runs from base 278 to 1876 and encodes 532 amino acids. The record is from RefSeq and is a predicted model, not a curated record. The transcript is spliced from 14 exons.
UGGGGGUUGGUGGAUGAGCGGGUUCUUUCUCGCAUGCGUCGAAAUGUGCUACGCCACGCCACAGACCCCACAUCACAGGCGGUUUCAACUUUCUGGCAGGCAAACUGUCACUUGACUUUGCUUGCACUGUCAUUGGCGCUGAAGAGAUCAGGCAACAACAACAACAACAACGCAGGACAGCUGCCGGUCCGACUACCCACACAGUACUUCGUUCCCCAGGACACACUAUCACAACUCAGCCGACAUUCCUGCCACCUCGCCUUCCGUUGUGAUAGAUAUGCGCAAGCUGGUUCGGGAGGCCGAGGGCGGCUAUGCGCCAGUGGACACCGUAACAAACCACGACAGCCCUUCGAAACAGCGGGCAGGGGUUGCAGCACAUAAGCAGGGGGUGAACCCCUUAUGGAAGGAUAAGGGGAACGUCAUUCUUCUCGUCGUACUAUACCUUUUACAAGGAGUGCCACUGGGUCUGACGUUUGGAGCUAUUCCGUUCUUGCUCAAGAGUAAAUUGAGCUAUGCGGAUAUCGCCACUUUCUCGCUGUCGGGCUAUCCGUAUUCCCUAAAGCUCUUAUGGUCCCCGAUUGUGGAUUCCUUCUACUUUAAGAGUCUGGGUCGGAGAAAGUCGUGGAUCGUACCGAUCCAGGCGUUGACAGGAUUGGUCCUGUUGGGCCUAGGGUCCCAGAUUGAGGAUGUGCUCAACAAGCCCAUAUUGCCGGUCAAAGCGCUCGCAUUGGCAUUCACAGCACUUGUCUUCCUCUGCGCCACGCAAGAUAUUGCUGUGGAUGGCUGGGCCUUGACCUUGCUCAGAGAAGAGAACAAGCACUUCGCAUCGACAGCUCAGACGAUCGGCUUGAACACAGGAUAUUUCCUGUCAUUCACAAUCUUCUUGGCGCUCAACUCUCCUGAAUUCUGCAAUAAGUUCCUCCGAAACAUCCCAGCCGAGACGGGUGUUCUAGCGCUUGGUUCAUACCUGAAGUUCUGGGGUUCCAUGUUUUUGCUAUGCAAUGCUUGGCUGAUCUUUGUCAAGAAGGAGGAUGUUGAGAGAGAUGACACCAUCGACGACAUUAAGGAGGUGUACAGCACCAUCUGGGAGGUGUGCAAGAAGCCACACAUGAAAAAGUUCAUUGGAGUCCUACUUCUAGCAAAAAUCGGCUUCAUCGCCAACGAAGCCGUCACACCGCUCAAACUCCUCGACAAGGGACUAAAGAAGGAAGAUAUGGCGCUCAGUGUCCUGAUCGAUUUCCCGUUCCAAAUCCUGUUUGGAUACUAUGCUGCGAAAUGGAGUAGUGGGAAGGAGCCAUUACGUCCGUGGCUGUACGCGUUCUAUGGUCGCUUGGCUUUUGCCGGUCUGGGAAUGUUGCUGGUCAACUCGUUCCCGGAGGGCGGGGCUAGUGGUGGUUACUUUUUUGUGGUUAUGGCCGCGACCGUCUUGAGCUCGUUCACAAGUACCGUGCAAUUCGUCGGGAUGGGCAGUUUCUUCACAAAAAUCAGUGAUCCUCUGAUCGGAGGCACAUACAUGACAUUGCUGAACACACUAAGCAACCUCGGCGGCACCUGGCCCCGCUACUUCGUCCUCGAAUCCGUCGAACUCCUCACCACCUCCCACUGCGAAUCCAGUAAAGACGCAGCCUGGGGCGUCGACCAAUCCUGCUCCACCGACACCCAAAAAGCCGCCUGCAAGGACCUCGGCGGGACCUGCGUCGUCGAUCAGGAUGGGUACUACGUCGUCGGCAUCAUUUGCGUGGUUAUCGGCUUUAUGACGCUGGUCGGGUUCAUUAGGCCGAUGAUUAAGGGAUUGUAUAGGGUGCCGGAUGCGGAGUGGCGGUUGAAGAGGGAGGAUGAGGGGAAGGCCAAGAGGAAGGAUGAGAAGGCUGCUUAGGGCGUGGAUUACGACACGUUGGCAGGUUUUUUUUAUCUUACUGCGACACUCGCUGCAUAUGCAUGUACACUAGAAGUUUUGAUCGGGCUAUAGUAAUAGAUCCUAGAGCACGUACUACACUUUGUCGCCGAAGAGGUUGCCAAAAGGCUUUGCCUACAGAUUUCUUUUACCGAGUGACUAGACAUCCACAUUGGCCCCAUA